AUGGAUGAUACGAAAAAUACUCUCACUUAUCGUCGUGUUCCCCAGGUUUUCUUAAAAUUGAACCACGCUAACGUCCUGAAGUUUGUCGAGUUCAUCAAUGACUCCAACCAGCUCCUGAUGAUCUUCGAGUAUAUUCCAGACAACGUAAAGCGUGUCAUGAAACGAAGGGACCAACCAUUCAACGAGGCCGAGACCAAGGGAAUCAUGCUUCAGGUGUUCCAUGGACUCUCCUACAUACACGGUCAAGGGUUCAUCCACCGGAACUUGCGCCCGGAGCUGCUCGUCUGCAACGAAGACGCGACGGAAGUGAAGAUCUCUGACUUCUCCUUGGCUCGGUCCUCCCUCGACACCAUCAACACCAUCGCAGACUACACGGGACAGCUUCACCCGUACCUGCCUCCGGAAGUGCUGCUGCAGGUCGAGAAGUACGGCACGCCGGUUGACAUGUGGGCUGCCGGUUGUGUGAUGGCAGAGCUGCUCACCGGAAGCCCCCUCUUCCAGAGUGACGUCAUGGAGAUAAAGGAUCUCAUAUCGAAGAUCUGUGUUAUAAUAGGAACUUUCACAAAGGGCGAGUGGCAGGAAGGGUCCCAGGCACUCAGGCAGGCCAUGUUCAACCUUCCCAAAGUGGAGGUCGGAAGGGGACUCGGCGAGGCGGGAGCGAAAGUUGGGGCGGACACAAAGGGGCUCAUCAUGGACCUCGUCGUUUGGAACCCUAGCAAGAGGAAGACGGCGGAUCAAGCGAUCAGGGAUGACUUCUUCAAGUCGGAUGGCGAGUUUGUAAACAGCACAGAAAAUCAGGAGAUCCUGAAAUUCGCGCGCGAGAAGAUGCAAACAUGGCGGGAAACUUACCAGGCCGAUCUGACCAGAAACUCGCUGGCGGAAUUCGACAGGAUCAUCGCCGACGUAACGCACAAAGCCGGCCACCAGCCUCAGCGGAACCCGUUCCAGGGCUUUGAGACGUCAAAUCCGCUGCUAGGCGACAGUACGCCGCGUGGCAAGUUUGGUUCCCCUCCUCAACAGAGGAAACUUGGUGUAAAGGGAGGCGCAGAUGAUCCGUUCGGGCAGUUUCGACCUCAGCGUCUCCAGAUGGACCUCUCACCUCGCAAGAGCGAGAAGAACCCAUUUACAGAGGAGAUUAAGAGCCGAGAAGAGCAGCGCCGCUCGCACCAUGGACCUCCGACAAACAAAGACUCACUGUUCGCGCCAGAAGAGCCUCCCAAGAACGUGGAUCACCGUGAUCGCGCGGACAAAAUGCGGCAACAGAACUAUCUUAAGUACAGGACCAAGUAUGGAGAUGACUUCCUCAGAAGCCAGCUUGGAGACAAGCUCGCCUCGAAUGAGAAAGAAACAGUCGCUCCGUCGAACAACAGAAAGGGCUCAGUUGCGCAGGACCGGGGCCAGUCACGUGACCCCGUUCGAACCAGAUCCCCGCCCAAGCAGGCGUUUAACGGAAAGGGCGGCUCAGAUGCCGACUACGACCUCGACAUUAACUUGGACUUCGGGGAGAAAUCAGAACCGGAACUAAACAAGGCAGAGUGGCUGCGAGGACACCAGAGAGAACGGCUUGCCGGCGAUCAAAGAGAAGAGCGCGCCGCGCGUCUCUCCGAGUCGCCGCCUUCCUGA
Molecule: messenger RNA, 1623 nt
Organism: Dreissena polymorpha
Lineage: Eukaryota; Metazoa; Mollusca; Bivalvia; Myida; Dreissenidae
Product: serine/threonine-protein kinase MAK-like
Exons: 10
Coding region: 1-1623 (540 amino acids)
Biological process (GO): cilium assembly; protein phosphorylation; intracellular signal transduction
Cellular component (GO): cytoplasm; cilium; nucleus
Molecular function (GO): protein serine/threonine kinase activity; ATP binding
Source: RefSeq, a predicted model, not a curated record